Oldenlandia corymbosa var. corymbosa is the source of this 726-nucleotide messenger RNA. The record is from the annotation of a GenBank genome assembly. Lineage: Eukaryota; Viridiplantae; Streptophyta; Magnoliopsida; Gentianales; Rubiaceae.
AUGGACAGACAUAGAACUCUGCAAGAAGGGGAAUCCAGGUCUGCCGGCAGACUGGUGGAGCAUGUGAUUGUGCCAAACCCUACUCUCAAUAGGGAUGAGAGGCAUGAAGUUAGAACGCGCCUCCAAGAUCCGAGAGAUAGCAGACUCUUCAUCAUAGAGUUCGGAUGGGAAUUCUUUCAAAGGUACUGGAACAGAAUACUCAUCAUCGGACGGUGUUUGAACCAUGACCAUCUGUCGACUUACAUCGACGACAAGCAAUGGAAAGAAGUAGAGAAUGAUUGUGAAGAUGCAAUUGACCGCAUCCGAGUAAAGUGCAGGCUUUCAAACACUGUAAAGAAAGCUCUCUGCAGAAAUCCCACUGCGGUGGAAUGGAGCUUGGACAAUUAUGGCUGUCCAGAGGAAUUUCCAGCAAAACAUUUGAAGGAUAAGCGUAGAGGUUGGUUCAACCUGGUAUGCACCAACAUAAUGCCCACCAAAUCUUACCAGUUUGUGUCCAUUGACAGAGCCCUGUUGAUAUUUGCCAUCAUCAACAAUAUUACAGUCGAUGUCGCUUCCAUCAUCCGCCAACAAAUGGACAUUUGUGCAGUAGAUGAGAAGGAGAAGGGUUGGUUCUUUCCGGGCCUUUUAACAAGGUUGAUGAAACUGUCCGGUGUCAUUUUUGGACCUCAUGAUGAAAGUUCACUUCUGCCACUACCUUGGUCCUUGCAAGGACCACCACCAGAUUAG